AUGGAGUCAUAUGAUCUUGGUAUUAGUAUUCGUAUCGCAACUCUUCUUGGUGUUCGUAUUCAACGUGGCAUCGGCGUUAGUGUUGGUGCUCAAUUCAAUACUGAUAUUCAACAUUAUAAAUAUCGGUUUUGGAGUUCAUAUUCACUUCGAUAUUUAAGUACAUCAGAAUGUCCAAGUUUUGUUCUCCAUGUUCAUGUCCGUUUCAGUUUUCAUAGUCCAUGGUAUCCUUAA
Adineta steineri is the source of this 231-nucleotide messenger RNA. The record is from the annotation of a GenBank genome assembly. NCBI's taxonomy places the organism in Eukaryota, Metazoa, Rotifera, Eurotatoria, Adinetida, Adinetidae.